Messenger RNA from Trichechus manatus latirostris (Florida manatee), 1320 nucleotides. RefSeq names its product choline kinase beta (gene CHKB). Gene Ontology annotation, biological process: phosphatidylethanolamine biosynthetic process; CDP-choline pathway. Bases 1 to 1188 code for a protein of 395 amino acids. Gene Ontology annotation, cellular component: cytoplasm. The transcript is spliced from 11 exons. NCBI's taxonomy places the organism in Eukaryota, Metazoa, Chordata, Mammalia, Sirenia, Trichechidae. Gene Ontology annotation, molecular function: choline kinase activity; ethanolamine kinase activity. The record is from RefSeq and is a predicted model, not a curated record.
AUGGCGGCGGAGGGGACAGCUGUGGCCGGAGGCGGGGCCGUCGGGGGCUGCCCGGCCAGCGACAGCUUGGAACUGUCCAAGUGCGCGGACGCGGCCCCGAUCCGGCGACGCACGUCUUCGCUGUCACAGGACGCCGAGCGCCGAGCCUACCAGUGGUGCCGGGAGUACUUGGGCGGGGCCUGGCGUCGGGUGCGGCCCGAGGAGCUGAGGGUUAACCCCGUGAGCGGGGGCCUCAGUAACCUGCUCUUCCGCUGCUCGCUCCCGGAACACCUGCCUAGCCAUGGCGAGGAGCCCAGGGAGGUGCUGCUUCGGUUGUACGGGGCCAUUUUGCAGGGUGUGGACUCCCUGGUCCUUGAAAGCGUGAUGUUCGCCAUCCUCGCUGAGCGGUCACUGGGGCCCCAGCUCUACGGCGUCUUCCCAGAGGGUCGACUGGAGCAGUAUAUCCCAAGCCGGCCCCUGAAAACUCAAGAGCUUCGUGAGCCUGUGCUGUCAGCAGCCAUUGCCACCAAGAUGGCCCAGUUCCACGGCAUGGAGAUGCCUUUCACCAAAGAGCCCCACUGGCUUUUCGGGACCAUGGAGCGGUACCUAAAACAGAUCCAAGACCUGCCCCCUACGGGCCUCCCCCAGUUGAACCUGCUGGAGGUGUACAGCCUGAAGGAUGAGAUGGACAACCUCAGGAAAUUACUGGACUCCACCCCAUCACCAGUGGUCUUUUGCCACAAUGACAUCCAGGAAGGGAACAUCUUGCUGCUCUCAGAGCCAGAAAAUGCCGACAAUCUCAUGCUUGUGGACUUUGAGUACAGCAGUUACAACUACAGGGGCUUUGACAUCGGGAACCAUUUCUGUGAAUGGGUUUAUGAUUAUACGCACGAGGAGUGGCCUUUUUACACAGCGAGGCCAGCAGACUACCCCACCCGGGGGCAGCAGCUCCAUUUUAUUCGCCAUUACCUGGCAGAGAUAAGGAAAGACAAGACCCCCUCCCCAGAGGAGCAGAGGAAGCUGGAAGAAGACUUGCUCGUGGAGGUUAAUCGGUAUGCCUUGGCGUCUCAUUUCUUCUGGGGUCUCUGGUCCAUCCUCCAGUCAUCCAUGUCCACUAUAGAAUUUGGUUACUUGGAGUACGCCCAGUCUCGAUUCCAGUUCUACUUCCAGCAGAAGAGGCAGCUGACCACCCUCCACCCCAAGUCCUGACCUCCCCACCCUGAGGUUUCCCCGGAGCCUCCAAGGCAGGACCUUGGAGGGAGGCCCUGGCACUGGGGCUGAGCCCCGCACGCUGGAGAAGUUGAGGCUGACAUGUCCCUGUGCCCGUGGGAGCAGGGAGCC